Messenger RNA from Fusarium redolens, 657 nucleotides. RefSeq names its product frequency clock protein. The transcript is spliced from 3 exons. The record is from RefSeq and is a predicted model, not a curated record. The coding region runs from base 1 to 657 and encodes 218 amino acids. Gene Ontology annotation, cellular component: cytoplasm; nucleus. NCBI's taxonomy places the organism in Eukaryota, Fungi, Ascomycota, Sordariomycetes, Hypocreales, Nectriaceae. Gene Ontology annotation, biological process: regulation of DNA-templated transcription; circadian rhythm.
AUGACGCGGCGGUACCUUUCUGCAUCUGAGUGGGUAAAAAAUCGAUGUUCUCGGCGAACAUCGUCUGGGUCCUUCAUCAACUACAGGCCGUUGUCUGAUCGAGGUCAGCCCCUGUAUCAGCAGAGUUCAGCUAUGGACGAGGAUAAUAAUGGACCUCCGGGUCUGACAAACCAUGAUAGCGAACAAAUGAGCGACAUCGAGCUGGAUUUGAUUUGGACCGACAAUCAGCAGUACAUGGAGUACCAGCCCUUGAAGCCCUGCGGACUUGGCGGCGUUUCCCCAGAGGACCACUUUAUGGUGCUUGUCACUACUAAGCGGUCCAAGCAAGAUGUCCUCCCAUCGACUUCCGAGUCUCAAAUUGGGAGGUUGAAUAAGAGCACGGAAGGGAUCAUUCAUCGACUAGCCACGAUCUCAACCUCUUGUCCCGACCUUGUCAGUUUAAAGACAAAAUCAAGCGAAGAACCACCGCCUGUCGAGGUUGAGUAUCAGUCCAGGCGCAUCAAGAGGCUGGCGCCAGUCCCACUGCCAUCUCCUGCCAUUUUCUUUCCGCCGUUUAGCGGUGAGAACUCCACGGCCGACGAAGAUGACGACGCAUCUACAGAUAUAGCCAAUACCGCAUCGUCAGAGAAGCAUCCAACCCCUGCAUCGCUAGCGUGA